AUGUCUUCGUGGAGCAUAUUUGAUGGUUUUCUACCGGGGACAGCUGGAUCUGAUGUCUGCGAGGCGAAUUAUGCUCUCACGAACUGGAUUGCUGAAUUUUUCAACACGGUCAGCAACAUCCCCUUCUUCGUCCUCCCGCCGCUACUGGCCUACCUCAACUGGCAGUAUGCAGUCAGAGUCACCAAGGCAUCAAACGUGGUCUGGGCGAUCCUCUGCAUCAUCGGCGCGGGCUCCGUCUACUUUCACGCCACCCUGAGCUUCGUCGGGCAACUUCUCGACGAGCUUGCAAUAAACUGGGUCCUCGUGGCCUGCGUGGUGCUUUGGUAUCCAGAGCAACAACUACCAGAACGAUUUAGAAAUAAAAGGCGAAUCUUCAAUAGCGUGGUGCUCGGUGCAGGUCUCUUUAUGUCCCUUUUAGCAUUCUGGCAGCCGCAAUUCAACGCAUUAUUUUUAGUCGCAUUAGGAAUCCCAGUGGCUUAUACGGUCAUUGUAGAAGUCAACAGGUACAGCAAGUGCUUGCGACUGAAGUCCCUCGGAGUCCAAAUGUUCGUCUACUGGGUGCUCGGCUUGACGUGCUGGCUUAGUGAUAAAUUCCAAUGCCACCAUUGGCAAAGUAUAGACUUUCCGUACCUCCAUUGCAUGUGGCAUGUCUUUAUAUGCCUGGCCGGUUGUAUCACGGUGGUGAUUUGUAUAUUUUUUGACUCCAUGGCUGUGAUAUCCGAACAGAAACCUGUGAUCAAGUUCUGGCCUAAAGACAAUUGGCAAUACUUAGGUGUUCCGUAUGUGGGAUUCAAGCCCGGUCCAUUCGUGUGAUCAUGGAUGGUACUCAGCUAUAUACUGUGUCGACGUAAUUAAGCCAAUUGAGAUGCGCCUGUACAAAAUACCUAUUCCGUGUAAUUGGACUAUGUGUUACAGCGGCUCACCCGGCUUAUAGCGUAGCGUCGACACAGCAUGUUAAGAUAGCAAUGGAGAGACCCAGAUUAAUUUGAAGAGACAAUGCUCACCCGGUGAUUUCUAACUUGAUGGAAGACAUAUUGAUGACGAGUCGGAUGGAAUGCAGCUCGCGUGGGCAUCGCAGGAAAAUCUGUCGGAGGACAGAGUGUCCCAGGGACAUGAGGUAUGCGGUAUUAAAGGUCUUUCCUGUGAACCAUUAUACCUUAAUACCAUCACUGUACAAUGAAGAAGGAUACCGCUUUCAGGGGGACAUUUAAAACUGCUACACUAGUGUUGUUGAGAUGAUCAGCACGGACACGGAUGUAUAGCACAUACACCCGUGGUGGGGAAGACUUCUUCAUUAUUUCAAGCCAAAAAGUACACGGCAUCAUCAUACAAUGUAAUGGUGGUGAUCGUUUCAGUACCGGUAGACACGAAUGGAGCGUAAACCAGUCGUAGGGAGGGGUCCUUCGGAUCCCUUUAGCGAUGGGGAGUUUAUAAAUCGGUAUGAUAUAGCAAUAGCAUCCCUCCCUAUUGAAACUGGAACAUUUUUGACUGCUCGUCUGAAGCUGACAUGUUAGUUUCAUGUUGUUGAGAUGAUCAGUGGGGAAGAUGAUGACUUAUGUGAGCCUCAUGGUCGUAUCCGUCCGUUCUAGUCUGACGUACGAUAUUGUUGUACACAAACCAGAUUUUUGAUAUUAAAGGUACAAGGUAUUUUAAUUAAAGGUACCUGUAGACCUACAAGAUAUCAAAUGACGAUUUAUACAUCAACAUCAUCUUGUUCUGAAAGUUUUGUACAUCUUUAUGUAAUGGUAAGGUUUAUAAAAUAAU
This is a messenger RNA of Lineus longissimus, 1764 nucleotides long. Its product is annotated as alkaline ceramidase 2-like. The transcript is spliced from 4 exons. The coding region runs from base 1 to 813 and encodes 270 amino acids. The record is from RefSeq and is a predicted model, not a curated record. Gene Ontology annotation, cellular component: membrane. NCBI's taxonomy places the organism in Eukaryota, Metazoa, Nemertea, Pilidiophora, Heteronemertea, Lineidae. Gene Ontology annotation, biological process: ceramide catabolic process; sphingosine biosynthetic process.